Carassius gibelio (silver crucian carp) is the source of this 1997-nucleotide messenger RNA. RefSeq names its product proline-serine-threonine phosphatase-interacting protein 2. NCBI's taxonomy places the organism in Eukaryota, Metazoa, Chordata, Actinopteri, Cypriniformes, Cyprinidae. Gene Ontology annotation, biological process: actin filament polymerization. The transcript is spliced from 15 exons. The coding region runs from base 222 to 1223 and encodes 333 amino acids. Gene Ontology annotation, molecular function: actin filament binding. The record is from RefSeq and is a predicted model, not a curated record. Gene Ontology annotation, cellular component: plasma membrane; cytoplasm; actin filament.
GGAGGGAAAGACAACUAAAUCUUGCAGGUCCAGUUUUCUGUUCAACAAUAUCGCUCUUUGGACAGACGUGAAAGAUGCGCGUUUAGGACCCCGAGGCGUGGUAUUUUAACGCGUGGUGUGCAUCAGACCAUCACGCCUGCGUGAAAUCAGUCACAGUGUUAUUUCAGCUUCAUACGGAACUUCACAGUCACUUUCUGAGUGAGCAAACAGAAGCCGACACAAUGAGAGAACUGCAUUUCAAGGAUCAUUUUUGGAACACAGAUGUGACCAGCACAGUUGGAUAUGACAGCAUCAUCCAGCACUUGAAUGACGGCAAGAGGACGUGCAAAGAAAUCGAGGACUUCUUGAAGGCCAGAGCUGCGAUAGAAGAAAAGUAUGCCAAGGAGCUGCUGGCUUUGUCCAAGAAAGUGUGUGGAAGCAGUGAAAUGAACACCCUGAAACGGUCGCUUGAUGUUUUCAAAUUACAAACAGAAAAUGUGAGUUUGUCCCAUAUGCAUUUGGCCCAAACCAUGAGAGAAGAAGCAAAAAAGUUAGAAGACUUCAAAGAGAAACAGAAAGAGGCCCGAAAGAAGGUAGAACAGCAAAUGGAUGCUCUUCAUAAGCAGAAGGCCGCUCAAUAUAAGAAAACGGCUGAGGCGAAGAAGGCGUAUGAGCAAAAGUGUCGAGAUAAAGAGGAAGCAGAACAGAAUAUGAACAGAAACGCUACCACUAGCAGUUCCAAGCAGCAAGAAAAGCUGUAUGCCAAAACACAGCAAGCCAAGCAGACAGCAGAGGAAGCUGACAGGCUUUAUAGUCAGAAUGUGUCCUUGUUGGGCAAGAUGAGAGAGGAGUGGCUGAACGAGCAUGUCAAAGCCUGUGAGUUUCUUGAGAAACAGGAAGUGGAGAGGAUCAACAACCUGAGAAACGUUGUGUGGACCCAUCUCAACCAUCUCUCCCAGCAGUGUGUCACCAGCGAUGAGCUCUAUGAGGAAGUGAGGAAGUCACUGGAGCAAUGUAACAUUCAAGAAGACAUCGAGCAUUUUAUCAACCUCAGAAGAACCGGAGACAAACCACCAGCACCUGUUCCAUAUGAAAACUUCUACAACAAUCACAGAUCGGCUCCCACUCGUUCACUUCCCACAACAUCUGGCAGGAGAGCAGCAGCACCUCCACCAUCAACUGCAGAAAAUGAUCCUUUAUACUCAACUGUAGCAGAACCAGGGUACAGCCUAAUACGAUACUAAUAAGAUCAUGACUCGACUUUGCAAGCCCUUCUGCUGCUCAGUAGGAAUAUAGUGAAGGCAUUAGAAACUUUAGUUUUUUUUGCCUGCUUCCUCAUACCAUGUGGUGAGAAUAUACUGUUGCCUGACAUGAAGGGUGUCCUUGUCUCUUAAUAAAAAAACAUUGGUGUGAUGAGGUGGGCGGGGCCGAGAGCUGUGGGAACGGCGCGAGUUUGGUGAUGCUCAUUAUCGCUCCGCCCCCCUCAUCACAAUCAUUAACUUGCUAACCUAAAAUCCACCUUUGCAAACACCGUGAGCUUUGACACUAUUGCGUAGUCAUAAGUCAAAUCCUGAAGUUCUCACUACACUGAUGACAUCAACAAAACAACAUUGUAUAAAUAUUUGUAUUUUAUUUAGUGUAAAAAAAAAAAGUUUGAGUAAUAUAGAUAAAGAAGUUUAAAGGUGAAAUGUACAAUUUUGCACCACUCAUGGCACCAAAUGGAAUUGCAGUGUGUUUGAGCAGCCUGAUUGGGCUCAACCAAUGAGUAGAGUUUGGGGGUGGGGCUACACAUUUGGCCACCCAAUGGAAAACAAGAGAGGUCUUAUAUAAACUUUUUGUCAUUUUAAAUUCUGUUUGGUGCAGCUAGUUGUCUAGAAUUGACACGCUUCACUUUUAAAUCCGCUAAAUAAUGGCUACAAAGGUAUAAUUUAUUUCUAGUCUAAAAUUCUGCACACUGUCAAUAUACAGUCCUUCAUCACUGGAUAUAUUGCUUAAAUAAAUGUGUAUAUAUGAUUUGA